Molecule: messenger RNA, 1245 nt
Organism: Tuber melanosporum (Perigord truffle)
Lineage: Eukaryota; Fungi; Ascomycota; Pezizomycetes; Pezizales; Tuberaceae
Exons: 5
Coding region: 1-1245 (414 amino acids)
Biological process (GO): carbohydrate metabolic process
Molecular function (GO): hydrolase activity, acting on carbon-nitrogen (but not peptide) bonds
Source: RefSeq, a predicted model, not a curated record
AUGGGCUUCGAUUGUGCCAUCUACUCGUACUCCACGGUUCAGGUCCCUUUGAGGGGGGCCUUGAUUCACCCCACUUUAGCCGAGGCGGGGCAAAUCCUUAUCGAUAACAGGUUCCCUCCCCCUCCGAAACUGAUCAUUCUUCUACAUAGCGGCCCUUUUCCUCUUUCGCCUUCUUUCAUCUAUUGGCCAUCUCUACCCCCAUUCGGUGUUAUCCCCCUGAAAGUACCCCCCUAUCGACCAAGCAACACCUGCCAGAAGAUCAUCGAAAUGGGAAAAAAGAGAGUUCUCUGCACCUACGGGAUUGAUAUCGAUGCCGUUGCGGGGUGGCUGGGUUCUUAUGGUGGAGAAGAUAGCACGAGCGACAUUUCUCGCGGAAUGUUUGCCGGAACAAUUGGUGUCAGACGACUCCUGAAGUUGUUCGAGAAGUACAAUAUGAAGACCACAUGGUUUAUUCCCGGUCAUUCCCUAGAAACAUUUCCGGAGGAAUGCGCUAUGGUGCGAGAUGCUGGACAUGAAAUCGGACUUCACGGCUAUUCCCACGAAAACCCGGUCAACAUGACCUGGGAACAACAGCGGGAUGUUUUGGACAAAUCAUACCGUCUGUUGACCGACUUCUGCGGAAAGCCUCCAAGAGGGAACGUCGUUCCAUGGUGGGAGUGCUCCGAAGAAGGCACCGAACUGAUGCUCAAGUACGGAAUUGAAUACGAUCACUCCAUGUCGCAUCACGAUUGCCAGCCCUACUACCUCCGCAGGGGAGAUAAAUGGACGAAGAUUGAUUACUCAAAGAAAGCCGAAGAAUGGAUGAAGCCGCUCGAAAAGGGGCAGGAGAGUGGUCUUGUUGAGAUUCCGGGAAGUUGGUACAUCGAUGAUCUCCCGCCCAUGAUGUUCAUCAAGAAUAACGCCAACUCUCACGGGUGGGUCAACCCUAGGGAUAUCGAAGAUAUCUGGCGUGAUCACUUUGAUUACUUCUACCGAGAGUACGAUGAGUUCAUCUUCCCGAUUACAAUUCACCCAGACGUAUCUGGCCGCCCACAUGUGUUGCUUAUGCACGAGCGUUUGAUUGAGCAUAUCAACAAGCAUGAGGGUGUGGAGUGGGUCACCAUGGAGUAUAUCUGCGAUGACUUCAAGAAGAAGAACCCUUAUCCCGCCGGAGCCUUACUCCCGAGUCCUCCGGGGGAGAUCCUGACAAAGAGUAAGGAGCAGGUGGAGAAGGAGAUUGAAUAUAAGGGCGAUGAGAAGGUCUAG